CUACUCCUCUCCCUUCUGUCGUAAAAAAAGAAUUCGAGUAAAACCAUAUUUGCUGAAUUUAUUUCCUAAAACUUUACAAUGGCUAAAGAUGCAUUAACUUUAAAAAAUGAGGCUAAUAGUGCUCUUAAAGAAGGAAACAUUUCUAAAGCUGUAGAGCUCUAUUCUGAGGCAAUCAAACUUGACUCCCAGAAUGCUAUCCUUUAUUCAAAUCGUUCACUUGCCUACUUGAAGCUGGAAGACUUUGGACUCGCUAUUAAUGAUGCUAGUAAAGCCAUCGAGAUAGAUCCAAAUUUCGCAAAAGCGUAUUACAGAAGAGCCGCUGCUCACAUAUCCCUUUUCCAGCCUAAGGAUGCCGUGAAAGAUUAUAAAAUGGCUGUUAAUAAGGCCCCAAACGAUGUUACUGCCCGCUCAAAACUCCGCGAAUGUGAAGGACUGUUGAAAAAAAUCCGAUUCCAAGAGGCCAUUCAAGUAAGCGAUCCUCCAUCUGCUUUAGAAAAUGUAAAUAUUGACGAUAUGGAUGUUUCUGCCGAUUAUGAUGGUGUCGAACUCAAAGCCCAAAUGACUGAAGAAUUCGUUUUCAAUAUGUUGGAGCGUUUCCAAAACGGAAAAAAGUUACCUCUCAAAUAUGCCUAUAGUAUUUUAAGAGAUAUUAAGGAACAUUAUGAGAAAGUUCCUUCCUUGGUUGAUGUUCGUUUGAAGGACGACGAAACUUUGGUCGUUUGUGGUGAUACACACGGUCAGUUUUACGAUCUUUUAAACAUCUUCAAAUUACAUGGUUAUCCAAGCCAUACUAAUAAGUAUCUUUUUAAUGGCGAUUUCGUUGACAGAGGUUCUUGGUCUACUGAAGUUGCAUUUACCUUAUAUGCAUUUAAACUGUUAUACCCCGAUUCCAUUUUCUUAAACCGAGGAAACCAUGAAACUGAUGACAUGAAUAAAGUUUAUGGUUUUGAAGGAGAAUGCAAAGCUAAGUAUAACGAAAGAACCUUCAACAUUUUUUCAGAAACUUUCACUGCGCUACCACUGGGUACAUUGAUUGCUGACACUUAUUUGGUAUUACAUGGCGGCUUGUUUUCUAACGAUAAUGUUACUUUGGAUCAGCUUCGUAAGAUUGAUCGUUUCAGCACGAAACAACCAGGUCAGUCCGGACUUAUGAUGGAGAUGCUCUGGACUGAUCCCCAAACUCAACCAGGUCGUGGUGUCUCUAAGCGUGGUGUUGGUUUACAAUUUGGUCCAGAUGUAUCUAAGAAAUUCUGUGAAGCAAAUGGGUUGCGUGCCAUUAUCCGGUCUCACGAAGUCCGGGACCAAGGUUAUGAAGUUGAACAUGACGGUUACUGUAUCACUGUUUUUAGUGCUCCUAACUAUUGUGAUUCUACAGGUAAUAAGGGAGCUGUCAUUAAAGUUAAGAAAGAUAUGGAACUUGAUUUCCAUCAAUUCGAAGCCGUUCCUCAUCCCAACAUUCGCCCUAUGGCUUAUGCGAAUGGAUUGCUAAGUGGCAUGUGAACCGUGCAUCCUUUAAUUGUCCUUGCUUCUCAGGUGUUGUUGGUCCUUCUUAUUCUAUAUUUAGCUAGUUUUGGUUACACAUUUAAGCAUCAUUAUCUCUUAAGUUGAGACUUUCUUUUUUAUUCUGUUCCGAAGCCUAUAUAUUUAAAGAUAUAGAGGAUAGUGAUAGCUAAUACUUUAGAUUAUUUAUUUCAGUGGGAAGCCUUGUGUGUUCUAAUAGAUAUCCUUACAUUUUAGACUAUACAGCAUCCUUGAUGAACAGGAGGGUAAUGUUAACCGUGCGAUGAAUGUAAUCCAAGUCCUAUUGUCGUAGCAUAAUUGACACAUGAAUUGCUUUCCUCGUAGU
Schizosaccharomyces octosporus yFS286 is the source of this 1846-nucleotide messenger RNA. Its product is annotated as serine/threonine protein phosphatase. The transcript has a single exon. Lineage: Eukaryota; Fungi; Ascomycota; Schizosaccharomycetes; Schizosaccharomycetales; Schizosaccharomycetaceae. Gene Ontology annotation, cellular component: cytosol; nucleus. Gene Ontology annotation, molecular function: protein binding; protein serine/threonine phosphatase activity. The record is from RefSeq and is a predicted model, not a curated record. Bases 79 to 1500 code for a protein of 473 amino acids.